Molecule: messenger RNA, 705 nt
Organism: Rotaria sordida
Lineage: Eukaryota; Metazoa; Rotifera; Eurotatoria; Philodinida; Philodinidae
Source: the annotation of a GenBank genome assembly
AUGGCUUUGGCAAAUAUUCUAUGGAGUAUUUCAUUUCAGAAUCGAUAUAGAAAUGAAUUAAUUAAAAAUAUUGAACUUAUCAAAAGACUGGAAAAGUUUCAUGCAACUGGUUUACCUGGUAAAGUGUUAGCGAAUAGUUACAUACCUCAUCGUAUGUCAUCAUUAACAAAAGUCAUUCAUGGUAUUUGGGAAAAUUUAUCCCCUUCAGUAAAACGAGUAAUAAAAUCCUCAACAUCUUCUAGUUCAAAUCGAUCUGUUCAAUCAUUGAUGAUUAGCUAUUCUCAUGCUAAUAUUAGGUUUUGUCGACAGUUAUAUGAUAUGUUAAUUAAAGAUCCCACUUUAUCAGUUUGGAUCGAUUUUAACAAUUGUAAAUCACGUGAUAUAUGGGAAGAAAUAGCACAUGCUAUUGAACAAUCGGAUUGUAUCCUCUUUCUUAUGUCAAAAGAGUACUUUAAUAGCAAAUCAUGCCGUCAAGAAGUGGCUUAUGUCACAGAUACAUUAAAAAAAAACUUUAUUCCGAUUUAUAUUGAUGCUGAUUACAAAGCAACCGGUUGGCUCGGUAUUCGAAUAGCAGGAUCAAAAUAUAUCCGAUUUGGCAAAAAUGAUUUUAUGAAUACAUGCAAGGAUUUAUUGUCAAUAAUCAAUAAACAUCGUUCAACGACUAUACCUACGCAUCAUGAUAUCACUCAAGAUGGAAACAACUAA